UCAGACAGGGUCCCGUUAGCUCAUUGUUAUUCUGCCCGAGAGAUUGAGUGAGUGAGGGAGUGAGGGGGAUAGCGAGGGAACGAGCUAAAUAGAGAGCACAUUGUCAGGGCAUGUUGGGAGAAUGGGAUGGCUGAGGGUUGUAACGGCAGUAAAGUUGCGGGUGCAUUUCUAGGGCUUGUUGCUGAUUCUCUGGCCGGGGUGCGAGCGUGAAGGCAUGUUGAUAAUCGGCUCAAUAAUGAGAAGAGGUACUGAACGGCACCACAUAACUGACCCCGAUUCCUGGGACUAAAGGAGAGGCAGCGAGAGUGUAAAGAGAGGGAGAAUGAGGGCAGGCAAAGGGGUGGAGGGCUCUGAGAUUUAGUGCACUGGUGGAUGAAACAACCCCCCACUAACGAAGGGCGAAAGUAACAGAAAGAAAGGAGGGGGGAGCUGCUCUGCGUUCCGUUUAACAGUCGCACAGCAACUUUGUUUCCAACAAUGACAUCUGAAAAGUGGGUUGCUGUUGUUUGAGUUUGGAACCAGGGAGGAACACAAUAACAACAACAACAACAACAACAACAACAACGUAUACAUAUAAAUUAAAACAAAGAGCAACAGAGCAACCAUGUCUCGCACCGAAGAGGUCAACAAGAUGACAGAGAACGUCUAUAAGGGCAUCCUGGACCAGUUCAAUCCCAGUUUGAAGAACUUUGUAACGAUGGGGAAACACUACGAAAAAGCCUUGAUGGGAGUGACAGUGGCUGCCAAGGGCUACUUUGAUGCCCUCGUGAAACUGGGAGAGCUGGCUAGCGACAGCCAGGGAUCCAAAGAACUGGGUGACACACUGUUUCAGAUGGCUGAGGUCCAUCGACAGAUUCAGGUCCAACUGGAAGAUGUGUUAAAGCUGUUUCAUUCUGAGCUGCUCGCCCAGUUGGAGCAGAAGUUGGAGUUGGACAUCAAAUACCUUACAGCGACAUUGAAGAAGUACCAGAGUGAACGCAGGUCUAAGACCGAGUCUAUUGAGCGAUGCCAGUCCCAGCUGAAGAAGCUACGCAGGAAGAGCCAGGCCACGCGUCACCCCAACAAAUACGGAGACAGAGAGAUGCAGUUUGUGGAGCUGAUGAGCCGACGCCAGUUGGAGCUGGACACUCUGGUUGCCGUGGGUUACAGGUCUGCGCUCACUGAGGAGAGAAGGAGAUACUGCUUCCUGGUGGACCGACAGAGUUCUGUCACCAAACUGCUCAUCAACUACCACUGCAAGGUCAGGGAACUUCUGUCCCAGAAGUUGUCGUCUUGGCAACAGUCCUGUUCCCAGCCUACCAAGCUUCCAGAACGGGCCCUGAACCUCCUGCGCCAUACCGCUCCACAGACCUCCGGGGCGGCAGGGAUAGCGGACACCCUGCGGCACACCAAGCUGGGCUCCUCCCAGCCCGACCAGAGGCUGUCUGUUCAGGAAGUCCCGCCUCUGUCAAAUGGAGACACCAAUCGAUCUCAGCAGCAGCAGCAGCGGGGCCUCCCCCCCCCCUCCUCCCAGAGUGACAGCCCUCAACCUCAGGGCUCCCCUCCACUGCCCCGCCCCCCGGCCGCCUGCGACGGGGCCUCCGGUGGUGAAUCCCUCGGAGCGUCCCCCCAGCACGCCAGCACGCCACUGGGCUUGCAGCCCGGCCCGCGCCCCGACGGCGGCAGCAGCAGCCAGGGCCCCUGCACGCGCACCAGCGCCGCAGGCGGCUCCUCCCAGCAGAGCCCUCUGCUCCUGGCCACCGGCACCUCCAACCUGUCCCCGUGCCUCAUCCCCUCCACGGUGCUGUCCCUCAGCCAGGCCCCCUCCGCCCUGAACGCCAUGCAGGCCAUGACCCUACCCAUCGCCCACAGCGCCCCCCACAGCCCCCCACUGCCCCACAGCGCGCCCCUCUCCCGGGCCAUGACCCCCAUCCAUCUGAUGCACCAACAGGCGGGGUCCGGAGGAGGCCAGGGUCCCCCGCUGAACCCCCUGCUGAUGAAGGCCGCUGAGAUGUACGCAACAUCCACCCUGCCGUUGCCUAGGAGACCUGUCAGUGAGAUUAGACUGGGUGGCUUUCAAGGCACCAGUUUGCCCAGAAUGCUUUCUGAACCAAUGCGUGUGGAAGCCAUGUUUGCGCACACGCCCGCAGGAUCUGAGGGCGGUGCGGCGGGCGGGGCCUGCUUGCUUCACUUCCUGCCCAACGAUAACAUUACCCUGCUCAUCUCUGAGCCGAGGGAUGGCUGGCAUUACGGCCAGAACGAAAGGACUGGACGAAAAGGCUGGUUUCCAUACUCCUACACCCAGCCCCAUGCCAACAACAUGGAUAACCACAGCAGCUCCCUCUUGCUCUCUAAGGCCAGCAGUGGCAGCGAUGGCCAACUCGACAAGCUGGUGUCGACGGGCCUGCCUGCCCUGACCCCCGAGUCAGAAGAAGAACGCUCCCUUCCUCCACAAAGGGUUAGCACCUUCCGCCCACGCCCGUACAGCAUGGCCGACAGCCACAAGGUCAGCCUGAGGGCCGGUGGCGCCACCCAGGGGAUGGGGGAGUGGAUAGGGCCCACCCCCCAGCCCUCUCAGUCCACGCUGAGGCAGGAGCUCUCUUCAGAUUUGGCCUCUCCUCCACCCUCCCCAACCAGGACAAAUCCGUUUGCUCACGUCAAACUCAGGAGGACGGUCACCAAUGACCGCUCGGCUCCCAUCAUUGAGUGAUAUGUGGGACACGGCAGUUUAUAAAAGAGAGGGUACAAACAUACAGAGUUCUAAUGGAACAGGUCUUCUGUCAAGCCAUUUUGAAGUAAAAUGUUUGUGAUUAUUUAAAAUUAUACUACUUUUAGAUUCUACAUAUAGAUUAAACAAGACGGAUGUCUUGUUUAUGUAUGAUACGUCUAUGCAUCAUAUGCCUGGAUAAAGGCAAGAAAAAUGUUUCAAAUUAAAAUGCUUAAAACAAGACUAAUACCAGAAAAUAAAUGAAGAAACGGUGUAUAUUCUGAUCGCUAAUCUGAUUAUAAUCUGAUUCCGUAACCAUGGUUACAGUAAAUAUAAUAAAUGUAUUAUAUUGACCCAAUAUGACAAAGUUGUAGAACCUAAGAUCAAAGAAACUUUUAUUCACUAUGGUGAACAUAGGUGUCUGGAAAAAUGGUUGCUUAUACCCGAAGUAAAAAAGCAGUUGGACAACUGUUCAAUACAACUUUUUCUGUGUUUUACUUAGUCUGUUAAUUAAAAAAAUGAAUAGUCAAAUGAUUAGGGGACAGGCUCCUAACAGCAAAAUCUAUAUUUUCUCCUUGACAAUGAAAUAUCACAGAAAGGACAGGUUCCUCAUUUAUUUUAUUUGUACUUUCCAAGUAGCUGCCAUUUUCUUCAUGGAUCAAUCUACGAAUAUGCAAUCCAUCCCAUCUUAAAGAUGCAAUCUAUCCUUUUUGCUUGAAAGUAAACAUUCUCAUUUGCAUUCACAAUUUAUAGUUAACACUGCAUUAUGUUUAUGUUGUGCCUUUUAAACAUGCCAUCAUAUAAAAUAGGCCUUAAUUGAAACUAAUUCCCUGAAGUGUAUUGCAUUGAUAAUGAGACCUCAGCAUAUCUGCUUUGUUCUGUCACACUAGUUGUACUAGUUGUAUUUGUCAAAGUAAAAGUCUUUAUAUAAUAUUUCAAUAAGCAAACUGAUGGAAUUCAAGAUUUUGUGAAGGUUAGGGAAAUGGAUUUAGAGGUUUAGUUGGUUUGAGUGAACUGUAAAUGGUUUUCACCUGAACUGUAAAGAGUACAAAGAGUGAUUGUUGUUGGAUAGUUUCUUAAGAAUGGGCUACGGAGGUGAAGGUUUAAGGAAGAGGUUAGGUCAUAUGUGGCAGAAUUUCCAACACUUAAGUAAUUGGGUCUUGUUUGUUCUUGAUUCAUCUUAUGUCCAAAUGAAAAUCUACAAAACAUCUAGAUGGACAGCUUAAUGUUUACCUGUCAGAACAUUUUAGAGAAAUGCCAAAGCCAAGAAUUAUGAAAAGGAUUGUUUUCAUAUCGAAAUGUAACUUUGAAAGUUGAUGUAGGAAGUAUAUGGAAAGUGGAUCAGCGUCAGUGCAAGGGUUAGGGGUUACAAUGGAUAUAUUUUAGUAUGAUUGUGCUCACAUGGAUUUUAUCAGAUUUGUAAAUUAGGAUGGUUUAUGUUCCUUUUGAUUACUGUAUAUUGUGUGUAUAUAAUGAAUGCUGUCGCAUUUAACACCGAUCACCAUGGCUUACAUAUAUCAAACAAGAAUUUCAAAAUAUAUAAUUGUGCCUGGUUAGAAUUUUUCCUUAAUGCUGCUAAAGGAAUGAUUUUUCAAUCACCACCUUUGGGUCAAGUCAAAUGUUGAUUUAUUAGUAAAGAAAAAUUGUAUUCCUGUUUGCCUGUUUAGAAAUCGCUGAGGUUUUUUAUAUAUUAGACGUUUGAAAUGAAAUGAAGGCUACGGCAAUACAUUCUACCACCACCAACUGACCAGUUUUGUACUUCAUGUUCUUUAAAUUCAUCAAAUGUAUUUUUUCAAGUUCCCUAUUGAACCUACGGUAUGUGAGAUAUUAAUUGUAAAUUGCAGUAGCUCGCAUACUGGGACAUACAGGUAAUUUAAAAUCAUAGAUGGCAUUGCAUGACCUGGAAAUCUAAAAAAGGAUUUUAAGGAGGAUCAACAGAUCGGCAUUUAAUAACAAGACCAUUCGUCUCCUCAUACAUUUCAGAGAUGCUGGACUAGCAAAGUCUAUUUUUCCAUGCUAAAUAUAAUUGUCAAGUAUAUAAGAAUGUAUUCCUUCCAACAAACAUAUUUCACAGACUUAAUAAGCUUCCAUAAACAUCCUUAAUACAAAUUUCUAAUUAUUUUCAGUCAGUUGGUUUGUUUAUGAGCGCUAAGCCAAUUCCAUUUAUCCAACUAAGCUCGUUCAGUGGCUUGCUAACAUUAGUCCUGUUUUGUGUUUGUAGCUUAGCCACUAAUCAGCUAAUUUAUAGAGGCAAGCAGUGCCUAUGCUUGCUUCUAUAAAGCAGGCAGAGGCAUUCUACCAAGUUAAUAUAUGUGCAGCUUUGGUACAUCGGCCUACUAAUGGGUGAAUAUAUUGCUCAAAGUAAAAUGAUUUCUUGAUUUCGAAAAUAAUGAUAUUAAAUUCCAAUGGAGUAGCCAUUCAAUGUCAUAAUUGUUCAGUUACCUACCCAGUGCACAACAACAACUUUAAGAACUUGGAUGACCAUGUUUCUUGAUCUUUUCCUCCAAAGGCUGUCAUUUCAGAGCCCUGCAGGCCUGCACUAGGGUUUAUCCGCACAAAGUAGAAAACAAACAUGACUUUGUUCACCCUUUACAGUGGAAACCUUCUUUACGUUGAAUAUGUUACACAAUUCAAAUAUUGAAAAAUGGAAUAAAAAAACUAAAAAAAAAAGUA
Messenger RNA from Gadus morhua (Atlantic cod), 5359 nucleotides. Its product is annotated as I-BAR_IMD_IRSp53 and SH3_Irsp53_BAIAP2L domain-containing protein. Gene Ontology annotation, cellular component: cytosol; nucleoplasm. Bases 605 to 2689 code for a protein of 694 amino acids. The record is from RefSeq and is a predicted model, not a curated record. Gene Ontology annotation, biological process: actin filament bundle assembly; plasma membrane organization; actin crosslink formation. The transcript is spliced from 15 exons. Lineage: Eukaryota; Metazoa; Chordata; Actinopteri; Gadiformes; Gadidae. Gene Ontology annotation, molecular function: protein binding; cytoskeletal adaptor activity.